Aspergillus eucalypticola CBS 122712 is the source of this 789-nucleotide messenger RNA. RefSeq lists its product as uncharacterized. Bases 94 to 789 code for a protein of 231 amino acids. The transcript is spliced from 4 exons. NCBI's taxonomy places the organism in Eukaryota, Fungi, Ascomycota, Eurotiomycetes, Eurotiales, Aspergillaceae. The record is from RefSeq and is a predicted model, not a curated record.
CCCGCCUUCUACCUCGCCAGCGCGCGAAAUUCCCCAUUGCGCUGGCCGGCGAGAGCUCCGAAUCAAUAAUUCAUUCUCUCCUAUUUAUUCAUAAUGCCCGUUCCUGAAAGGGCACCCCUCCAUCGGAUCUAUCACUAUGGACUAUUGAGUCUCCUCUUCCUCCACACAUCCACCGCAGCGGGGAGAAGCAGCAGUGAGCAACGCGCAACAGCAAACCCCGGCUACAGUUAUGGCCAAGCGGUGCCAGUAACAUGUCUGAACCGGACGAUUGACUCCGGCGAACACAUAACCGACCCCCUGGGCAACCUCCAAUACAUCCCCUUCCCAACAUGCAACGAGACCUCCCAACCGCUAUCCCUCCACUACGGCGUCGCCGAACAGACCCUAACAUGCACCAUCGCCUCCCUCCCCGAUGAACUCUACCAUUUACUAGAGUACUACGUCCACUCGGACGUGCCCAUGACAUGUCGCGUGCCCACCGCGCCGCUUCUCGCUGCCUCCCCUUCCUCUCCAGACAUCGACAUCAUCGAUGAUGUCUCCACCGGUGAACAAGCCUACACGCCCAUCACCUUCGCUAUCCAGGGCACAUUGCAACUAAGCCAUCUGCAUAUAUGGACGGAUAUGAAUGUCCUGGUGCAUAACAUGGCCAGUACGGAGAAGAAGAAGCGUAAGGAUCCUGGGUAUGUGGUUGCGGGCACGGCGUACAGUGUGCCCGAGUUUGAUAAUCGGGGGGCGAGGGAGCCGUGGACGGAGGGUCAUGGGACGAAGGUUUGGUGGGGCUGGGUAUGA